Molecule: messenger RNA, 2031 nt
Organism: Cavenderia fasciculata
Lineage: Eukaryota; Evosea; Eumycetozoa; Acytosteliales; Cavenderiaceae
Gene: orcA
Product: origin recognition complex subunit 1
Exons: 3
Coding region: 1-2031 (676 amino acids)
Biological process (GO): DNA replication initiation; mitotic DNA replication checkpoint signaling
Cellular component (GO): nuclear origin of replication recognition complex
Molecular function (GO): DNA replication origin binding; ATP binding; ATP hydrolysis activity
Source: RefSeq, a predicted model, not a curated record
AUGAAACAUAAUAUAAGUGAUGCAGGGAAUGAAUAUGGAGGAGAUAUCGAUAAUCAUUCAAUUAGUAGUCUCAGUCCAACAUCACAACGACAACGUCGACGAAAGAGAACAAAGAGAGCUUCAUUCACCAAAGAUACAAACAAUGUCAACAACAACAACAACAACAACAACAACAACAAUAGUGUGUCAAUGAAUGACAUUAGUAACAGCAGCAACAAUAUAUUAUCAUCACCUGAAACCAAAAGUACAUUACAUAAACUAAAGAUUGAUAAAGCUUUGGCACCACGCAACAUCAAUAGUCCUCUACUACCAGUCAAUAUCCACAACACAAUAUCACCUAUCGUAUCAAAGAAGAAUAACAAUAACAAUAGCAACAUUAUAUCACCAAUACCUAAAAUUAACAAUGAUGAUGAUGAUGAUGAAUCAUCAUUCAUCAACGAACCAAGUAUCAUUAAAUUUAAUUUGGUUGAUGAAAGUCGGCAAGAUUUGGAAGAUGAACAACAUGACCUUGGUUUACGAGAAUUAUCAAUAUCUGAUGUAAAUAGUGACUCUAAAGAUGAUGAUGAUGACGACGUGGAAGCUGGAGAUUCUUCUUCUGACGAAUCUGAUGGUAUUCAAAUUGGAAAUGCUCCUGAAGAGGAUGAUGGAGACAAUGAAAAAAAAGAAGAGAUUGUACAACCCAUAGUCCAACCAACUGUACCAAGAAAAAAACCAGCCUAUCUAGAAGACGACGAAGAAAGUAGUUUUGAAUAUGACGACGAUUCAUUUGACGAAGAUAGUGUUGACUGUCGAGACGCAGCAGAGGGAUUAAGCAAAAAUCAAAUACCAAAGGCAUUGAGCGAUGGAGAGGAUACAGACAGCGACGAAUACAACAUUGAUGUCGAUGACCCAAAAAGAAAGAUUGCCGGUUUCAACUAUGCAAUCGUUUCACUUCAAGAAGAGGAAUCUAUUCCCAAUUCAGAUACCUCUCAAUUAUACAAUGAAGACUUUGAAGAGGACUCUUUAUUACUCGAGGGUGCACCAGAUCAAAAUAUACCCGAUACUGUUUUCUCAAGAGCAAGAAAGAAUCUUCAUAUUGGUACUGUUCCCGAUAAAUUACCAGGCAGAGAAAAGGAAAUCAAAAAAUUAUAUUCAACUUUACAAUCAAGACUUAUGGAUGUUAAUGGUACUGGUCAAUGUAUUUAUAUAGCAGGAAUGCCAGGAACAGGAAAAACAAGUACAGUUAAAGAAGUAAUUAGAAUGAUGCAAAAAGAAGGAAAAGGAAAAAAAGGAAUGGAAUUUGAAUUUGCAGAGCUGAAUUGUAUGGAUUUAAAUGAUCCACAUCAAUUGUAUAUAGCACUUUAUAAAAAGUUGGUAAAGAAGAAAAUCAAACACAAGCUAUCUGUUUCUAGAGCAAUGGAUUUACUACAGAAUUUCUUGGCUCCAAAGAAUACAAGAAAGAAAAUAUUUAGAAUUGUAUUGGUUGACGAGUUUGAUCAAUUGCUCACCAAACAUCAAACCGUCAUCUACCAUCUUUUUGAUUGGCCAAGACGAACCAAAUCAUACCUCAUUGUCAUUGCCGUGGCCAACACAAUGAAUCUCCCCGAUGCCCUCUUGCCUCGUGUCAAGAGUCGUUUGGGUAAUUUUAGAAUCCCCUUUCAGAGUUAUACGACAUCACAAAUUUCAACUAUUAUGAAUAGUCGUUUGGAUGACUUGGAAGCAUUUGACGAUGAAGCGAUUGAGCUAUGUGCUAAAAAGGUGGCUGGUUUCUGUGGUGAUGCUCGUCGUGCUCUAGAAAUUUGUAGGUUGGCUGCAGAGGUGGCAGAGGUGGAAUGGAACGAAAAGAUAGCCAAACGCAAAGAAAAGGCUGAAAAUGGAGGCAAACCAUUCAGAGAGCCACCACAACUCGUUAAAAUCCAACACAUCGAGACAGUUUUGGAGAUGUUUAUGUCGCCAACCACCAAUAUCAUUAGAGAGUGCUGUUUUGUCGAAAAGAAUGGCGACAAACUUGGCAGCAUCCAAGCUGAUUUUGGCAAUCGAUUGCGUUCUUGA